Molecule: messenger RNA, 3487 nt
Organism: Dinoponera quadriceps
Lineage: Eukaryota; Metazoa; Arthropoda; Insecta; Hymenoptera; Formicidae
Gene: betaCOP
Product: coatomer subunit beta
Exons: 10
Coding region: 149-3025 (958 amino acids)
Biological process (GO): endoplasmic reticulum to Golgi vesicle-mediated transport; intracellular protein transport; intra-Golgi vesicle-mediated transport
Cellular component (GO): cytoplasm; COPI vesicle coat
Molecular function (GO): structural molecule activity
Source: RefSeq, a predicted model, not a curated record
ACGUAUAACGUUUUCCCAUUUUGCGUCUACACUUAUUUAAAUGCCCGUGAACUCUGACAAGUCGCUUGUUCCCGGGCGUUUUCUUUAACACCAGGUUGUGCGAACGGGUUGCCCUUCUACAGCGACGUCAAGAGAAGCCGGAAAGAAAAUGAGCACGAUGACCGAGCAGCCGUGCUACACCCUGAUAAACAUUCCGACCGAUACGGAGCCCUUGAACGAGCUCCAGCUGAAGCAGGACCUCGAGAAGGGCGAUGUCACCACGAAGAUCGAGGCUCUGAAGAAGACGAUUCACAUGAUCCUGGGCGGCGAGAGACUACCCGGACUGCUGAUGACGAUCAUCCGGUUCGUGUUGCCCCAUCAGGAUCAUACGAUUAAGAAGCUGCUGCUGAUAUUCUGGGAGAUCGUGCCGAAGACCUCGGCCGAUGGCAAACUCCUGCAGGAGAUGAUUCUGGUGUGCGAUGCCUACAGAAAGGACUUGCAGCAUCCGAAUGAGUUUGUCAGAGGAUCCACUCUCAGAUUCUUGUGCAAACUGAAGGAACCAGAACUGCUGGAACCACUGAUGCCGGCGAUAACAGGAUGUCUGGAGCACAGACACUCCUACGUCAGGCGCAACGCGGUACUCGCCAUCUUCACCAUUUAUAGAAACUUCGAAUUCCUCAUACCCGACGCUCCAGAAUUGAUAGCUAAGUAUCUGGAGGGAGAACAGGACAUGUCGUGCAGGAGAAACGCGUUUCUAAUGUUGCUGCAUGCCGAUCAGAGCAGAGCGCUCGCUUACUUGGCAGCGUGUCUCGAUCAAGUGCCCAGCUUCGGUGACAUUUUACAGCUGGUUAUCGUUGAGUUGAUAUAUAAGGUUUGUCUCGCGAAUCCGUCGGAAAGGGCGCGCUUCAUCAGAUGUAUCUACAGUUUACUGAAUUCGCCCAGUGCUGCGGUGCGUUACGAAGCGGCCGGCACGCUGGUGACACUUUCCAGCGCGCCAACCGCGAUCAAAGCCGCGGCUUCCUGCUACAUCGAGCUGGUGGUCAAAGAGAGCGACAACAAUGUCAAACUCAUCGUGCUCGAUCGGCUGAUCGCGAUGAAGGACAGUCCUGCGUACGAGAGGGUAUUACAGGACCUCGUGAUGGAUAUACUUCGCGUUUUAGGAUCACCGGCCCUGGAAGUCCGGACGAAAACCUUGGCACUCGCCAUGGAUCUGGUGACGACUCGUACGAUCGAGGAGAUGGUGCAGUUGUUGAAGAAGGAGGUCCUCAGGACAGCCGGCGGCGAGCACGAGGAUGCCGGCAGGUACCGUCAGCUCUUGGUGCGAACGCUCCACGCUUGUUCCAUGAAGUUCUCGGAUGUCGCUGCCACCGUCAUCCCGGUGCUGACGGAUUUCCUGUCGGAGAGCAACGAGGCCGCCGCCACGGACGUGCUCGUGUUCGUUCGCGAGGCGAUUCAGAGAUUCGAGAAUCUCAGACCGCUGAUCGUCGAGAAGCUCUUGGAGGUGUUUCCUCACAUACGGUCCGUGAAGGUGCACAGAGCUGCACUCUGGAUCCUCGGCGAGUACGCCACGUCCAAGGAGGACAUAGAGGCUGUAAUGGGCCGUGUGCGCGCCGCUCUGGGCGAACUGCCGUUGCUCGAGACGGAGAACAAGCGUCAAGCCGGCGAGAAGUCCACCGAGGACGGGAACUCGCAAGCCGCGCCUACGCAAUUAGUGACGUCCGACGGAACGUACGCCACUCAGAGUGCUUUCAGCGCUACGUCCGCGCGCAAGAAGGAGGAGAAGCGGCCGGCAUUGGUGCAAUACAUGAUGGAGGGUGACUUCUUUAUCGGCGCGUCCUUGGCCACCACCCUGGCGAAACUGGCUCUCCGCUACAAGACAUUGGAGGACAACAUUCAGAAGAGCAAUCGAUUGCAGGCGGAGGCGAUGUUCGUGAUGUCCAGCGUGUUGCAGCUGGGCCGUUCGGGUCUUCCCAUGAAAGCGAUGACGCACGACGACGCGGAGAGGAUCUCCUUGUGCCUCAGAUCCCUCGCUUGCCCGACACCUCUCGUACAAAAGGUCUUCACGGAGGGAUGCCGCGACGCUCUCGGCAGAAUGCUGGCCGCGAAAGCGGAGGAGGACUCGCAGAAUCAAAAGGCCAAGGAGAAGCCGGGCAGUAUCGUGCAGGUGGACGACGCGAUACAGUUCCUGCAGUUGAGCCGGGGCUCCGAUUUGGCCGGUGGCGCCGGCGAUGUGUUCGAGCAGAGUCUGAGCGCGGCCGUGGCCGGUCGGCCCUGCGCCAGCGGGGACGUCCCGGCGCCGAGCGUCCUGAGCAAGGUCGCUCAGCUCACCGGCUUCUCGGACCCGGUGUACGCAGAGGCGCUGGUGCACGUAAAUCAGUACGACAUCGUGCUCGACGUUCUGAUAGUCAAUCAAACGGAGGACACCCUGCAGAACUGCACCCUGGAAUUGGCCACUAUGGGCGACCUGAAGCUGGUGGAGAGACCGCAGCCCAUCGUGCUCGCGCCGAGGGACUUCGCCAGCAUCAAGGCGAACGUGAAGGUCGCGUCCACGGAGAACGGCAUCAUAUUCGGCAAUAUCGUCUACGAUGUAUCGGGCGCGGGCUCCGACAGAAGCGUCGUCGUUCUCAACGACAUACACAUCGACAUCAUGGAUUACAUAGUGCCGGCGACGUGCACCGACGCGGAAUUCCGUCAGAUGUGGGCCGAGUUCGAGUGGGAGAACAAAGUGUCGGUCCACACGACGUUGUCCGAUCUGAGGGAGUACCUGGCGCAUCUGCUGAAGUCGACGAAUAUGCGCUGCCUCACGCCGGAAAAGGCUCUCUCGGGACAAUGCGGAUUCAUGGCGGCGAAUAUGUACGCCAAGUCGAUAUUCGGCGAAGACGCGUUGGCGAAUCUGUCGAUCGAGAAGCCGCUGAACAGGCAGAACGUUCCGGUGGUCGGCCACAUCCGUAUCAGGGCCAAGAGCCAAGGUAUGGCGCUGUCGCUGGGCGACAAGAUCAACUCGGCGCAGAAGGAGCCGCAGAAUAAAGUGGUGCAGACGGCCUGAAUCGCGUCCUCCCGGCCGAAGCUCGCUCUGCACUCGCUGUGCGCAAUAUUCAAGUACUCGAUGCGCGACUGACAUCCUCGCGGGACACCUUCGCAGGCGGUUGCUGAGAGAGAUUCUCACACGUCUGUGUCCCGACGCGUCCGGGGAAUCAGUGUAUUAUUCGCGACGUACCAUACAACCCGCCACGUCGCAGCCACGUUUGACAGACGCGUUUAUUAUAAUUUAUACCAUGUUAUUGUAUUACACACUUCUGCCCUCCUCUUUCUUUCCGACGACGCUGUUCUCGUAAUCAUGCGAUCGAUACCGCCGCACGAGAGGGCACGAUGUAUCUGUAGACGAGGAAACAAAUAUACACGAUACUUUUGUCUAUGUAAGCCUCGCUCGUUUCUUUCUCUUUAAAUACGAUUGCAUUAGAACGCAGUGUCUUUGUAUCGUUCUGAAUAAAAUAGUUUCCAACCGGGA